Trifolium pratense (red clover) is the source of this 1440-nucleotide messenger RNA. Its product is annotated as dehydrodolichyl diphosphate synthase complex subunit NUS1-like. The record is from RefSeq and is a predicted model, not a curated record. Gene Ontology annotation, cellular component: dehydrodolichyl diphosphate synthase complex; endoplasmic reticulum membrane. The coding region runs from base 150 to 917 and encodes 255 amino acids. Gene Ontology annotation, molecular function: ditrans,polycis-polyprenyl diphosphate synthase [(2E,6E)-farnesyl diphosphate specific] activity. NCBI's taxonomy places the organism in Eukaryota, Viridiplantae, Streptophyta, Magnoliopsida, Fabales, Fabaceae. The transcript has 8 exons.
CCUAUAUAUAAUAUAACAUUCAUUCAUAAAAGAAAGCCCAAACAAUUAACCCAUCACCCACUUACCGGCCCCUCCCUCUUCAUCGUCGCCGGCGCCGCCCACCCUGCCACCAUCGUUGCUCCUCAAUCAUCUAACAGGAUAAAUAAAUAAUGGAUUUUAGAGAUGGAGCUCACAACUUGUAUCAUAUUAUUGUUGCUAUUGGAUAUUUUGGGCUUCAACUAGUAUGGUACUUUAUGCAAAUCAUUGUCAGUGCAUGGUAUCACAUAUCAAUCGUGGGUAAUAUGUUUGAAAGCUAUUUCAUCUCUUAUGAAGUAUUGAACAAAUACAAGUCUCUUCAUAUAGGAAAGCUUCGGUACCUUGCCGUUGUCAUAGAGAGUGAGGAGGCUCAUCAGAUGUCAAAAGUUAUUAAUCUUUUGCGGUGGCUGGACUCGGUUGGUGUAAAAAAUGUAUGCCUCUAUGACAUGAAUGGAGUGUUGAAAAAGUCAAAGGACACCAUAUUUCAAAUAAUGAAGAAUGCAAAAUCCAUAGAGGAAGUUAAUGAAGACGUGACACACCAUGCACCAGAUCACAUGACCCUAGAAUUUGUUUCCUAUGUGGAUGGGAAGGAAGCAGUGGCCAAAGCAGCUAACUUGAUUUUUGUUGAGAAUUUUAAGCGACAUGACAUAGGUGGAGAACUUGAUCAUCAAAUAUUGUUAGAGUCUCACCUGAAUCAGGCACUUCAAAUUGUUGGUUGCAAAGGCCCUGAACCUGACCUUUUACUCGUUUACGGACCUGUGAGGAGCCAUCUUGGUUUUCCUCCAUGGAGAAUUCGGUAUACAGAGAUCGUACAUAUGGGAUCUUUGAACUUCAUGAGAUACGGUUCCUUGAUAAAAGCCAUUUACAACUUCACAAAAGUGCGCCAUAAUUAUGGUACAUAGGGAAGGAAAUCAAUUAGAAGUAAACCGACUGUGCAAGCACAAAGCAUAGGCGUGAAGAAUAGAAAAAAUACCUAGCUAAACAUCAUUAUGGAGGAAGCGUUUCACGAUAGUAGUGUGUAAAUGUGUCCUGAUAGAAAUAGAAUUACAAGUAAUGAUUUAGUUAUACACUCACUAAAAGGUUUUUAAAAAUAUUAAGUUAUCUUUACCCUCACUAGUCACCAAAUAUUAAUUUUGCUCUUGCUUUAUUUUGCUGAAAAAACCCAUGUAACACUACAAUGGCAUUGUAGACUGUUAUGAGUAUGAGGUGCCCAGCUUCUUGUGUGAAGCAUCUAGUUUCUGAUAUGAAGUUUUUCCUUUGGUCCCUAUGAGAUAUAAAGUUUGAUCGCCUAUAAAUUUCAAAGUACAUGCACAAUAUUUCCAAUAUUCAGAACAAAAAUAGGUCAAUGAUAUAAAACUUUAUAUAUGUUGAUUUGUGGAAAAGAGUAUAUAAGUUGAAUAUCUCAGGUUCAAUGUAGAUUUUUUA